Molecule: messenger RNA, 3270 nt
Organism: Saprolegnia parasitica CBS 223.65
Lineage: Eukaryota; Oomycota; Saprolegniomycetes; Saprolegniales; Saprolegniaceae
Exons: 13
Coding region: 1-3270 (1089 amino acids)
Cellular component (GO): membrane
Molecular function (GO): nucleotide binding; P-type transmembrane transporter activity
Source: RefSeq, a predicted model, not a curated record
AUGGCUUCGGACGACAGCGCCCGCGACCACGGCCUCUUGCAGCUACCUGACGGCAGCUCAAUGAGUCUUCUCUACUUGCCGCCAGAGUACCGGUCGAUUCGGCACUACUGCCCACGCGUCGGCAAGGCGCUCGUCUACUAUAUGGCCAGCGUCAUGACCUUUGGUAUCUUGCCGCUGCUCGCGCACUGGUGGCCGCGACUGUACGCAGCGGCCAAGCUCUGCGUAGCGUCCACGUCGAGCGACUUUGUCGCGACCGACCUUGUGCUCCUCGAAGCCGAGGCCAGUCCCGGGACGUUCGACCUCGUGCCACUGCGCGUGUCGCCCGACGGCAGCGUCUCGUUCGAGUACCGAAAGAACCGGUAUCUGUACGACAAGGACCUGCGCGAGUUUCAUCGACUCAGCGCGUCGGUCGAGCAGUUGCCAGUGGCGACGGCGCUUAGCCGCCUGUCCCGAGGCUGGGGCGAAGACAGCGUCGCGACGCUUCGCGAGACGUUUGGUUCCAACGGCAUGGACCUCGGCGUGCUUCCUAUCGAGCGAGUGCUUCUUCAAAAGAUGCUGCACCCGUUCUACGUCUUCCAAGGUGUCUCGGUCGUGCUCUGGCUCAUUGAAAUGUACUAUACGUACGCGAUUCUCAUUCUCAUUAUGAGUCUCGCCUCCGUGAUCUACGAAGUCGCGACCCAACUCAUCAACAUGCGCAAGCUCCAAGCACUCGUGCACAAUGACGCAGUCGUCCGUGUUGUUCGGGACGGUGCCGUCACCGGCGUCCCCGCCGACGCCCUCGUCAUCGGCGAUGUGGUCUUGCUGGACACGGGUCUCGUGCCCGCCGAUAUGGUACUCCUGCACGGCGACGGCACGGUCGACGAGUCGUCGCUCACGGGCGAAGCGAUCCCGGUGCAGAAGCAAGCGCUAUCCGAUUCCGCCGUGGUCCUCGGACCACACCUCGUCGCGACAAAGAAGGAGUCGGUGCUGCAUGCCGGCGCCGGUAUCGUGCGCCAUACGCCAAACGCCAAAGGACUCGUCUUGGCCACGGGCUUCUCCACAAGCAAAGGCGAACUCUUUCGGUCCAUUGUGUGUCCCAAGCCGGUGCAGUUCCAAAUUGAAGCCGACACGUACCGGUUCCUAGCCGGUUUGACUGUCGUUGCGGUUCUUGCCGGGAUCCAAAACGCCAUUGACGCGGCGGCGGCUGGCGUCGUCUGGUGGCGCAUCCUCGUCUCGUCGCUCGACCUCAUCACGAUCGCCGUGCCGCCAGCGUUGCCCCUUAUUCUGACCGUUGGCGUCGGCUUCUCGCUCGGACGGCUGCAGCGCCAGCGCAUCUUUUGCAUCGACGCGCCGCGCAUCAACCUCGCGGGCCACCUCGACUGCUACUGCUUUGACAAAACCGGGACCCUCACGACGGACGAGAUGGUCUUUGAUGGUGUCGACAGCCUUCGCAGUCGUCCGCACCGUCGCUCGUCCGACAGUAUCGAACCCGUGCAUAUGGCGCCGCCGUUGCUUCGCACGGGCCUCGGGGUCUGUCACAGUGUCGCGUGGCAAGUCGACGGCGUCACCGGCAGCCCACUCGAGCGCGAAAUGCUCGACGCGUCCGGGCACCGACUCGUGUCGUCGUCCGACAUUCAGUGCGACGCCACCGGUGAUCUCUUUGAACGCCUCCGGCAAUUUGCGUUCGAUGCAAGCGUCCAGCGGUCCAGCGUCGUGGUCCGAAACAAGGCCACCAACGCGCUACGAGUCUACACCAAGGGCUCGCCCGAAGCCGUCGCUGCCAUCUGUGUGCCGGCGUCUCUACCGCCGACGUUUCGAUCCAGUGUCGACCAGUAUGCCCGCGACGGCUACUACUGCCUCGCCCUCGCCUACCGCGACAUCGACGCUUUACCGGCGGACGCCCAGCGCCACACGGUCGAAGCCGACGUGCACUUGCUCGGACUACUGCUAUUUCGGAACCCGAUCAAAGACGAAGCGUUCGAGGUCAUUCGGACGCUGCAGCGGGCGGCCAUUGACAUCCGCAUCAUCACGGGGGACAAUGCGCUCACGGCCAUUCACGGUACCGUGGCAACGAGGACAUACAUCGGUCAUCACGACGCUAUUAGUGUCGCGCAAACUGCAGCUGCUAGUUCUGCAUCUGGCCACCCACCGACGCCAUUUGUGACUAGUCACCUCGAGCGAGGCGACGUGGCGGUAGGUCUCGCGUCGGCGUUCGAGGCGUUGCGACGGAGUUGCGUAGCUCACGGGGGCUGCCCUCGAAGCGCUGCAGACGGCGCUGCCCCCGACCGACGUGCACGCAAUAGUGCUGCAAACCAAGAUCUUUGCGCGCAUCCGUCCGGAUCAAAAGACGUGGAUCAUCGAGCAACUCAUCGGAGCCGGAAAACAUGUGGGCAUGUGCGGCGACGGUACCAACGACUGCGGUGCCCUCAAGGCCGCCCACGUCGGUCUCGCGCUCUCGGACGCCGAAGCGUCGAUUGUGGCCCCGUUUACGAGUCGCGACAAGAACAUUCGGGACGUCGUGACGCUCGUGCAGGAAGGGCGGUGUGCGCUCACAACCUCGUUCCUUGCGUUCAAGUACAUGGUCAUGUACCCCGUGUCCAAGUCGUCUUGACGUCGACGCUAUAUGCAUCGAUGAUUUCGCUCGGCAACAACCAGUUUUUGCUCGACGACAUGGUCAUCGUGCUCGGUCUCUCGAUGCUAAUGCUCCAGACAGGCCCGUCGCGGGUUUUAACCCGCCACCGUCCACCUGAUACGCUCUUUGCGCGCCCAAUCGUGGCGUCCCUCGGCGGCCACGUGUUGUUGUAUGUGCUGUGCUUUACGCUUCUCCGACUUGUGUUGGUCGCCGAGCCGUGGUAUUGCACCGUCGACGAGGCCAAGACGCGGGCGCGGGCGUCGUGCUUCACCUACGUCGCACCGGACAACGACGGGUACACAAGGCAGUCGUACGAGAACACGGUGCUGUGGCUCUACGGUCACUGGGCGUUUGUGCUUUUGGCGAUCGCGAUGAACAUCAAGGACCCGUUCCGGCAAUCAGCGUGGAGCUCGAACCGCCCGUUUGUCGCCUAUGUUAUAGCGAUGGCCUUCCUACUCGUGCUGUUGACGCUCACGUCGUCGCCCACUGUCUUAUCGAUAUUCGAGCUGGUCGGGGUCCCCGCCGUGUUUCGAUGGGAGAUUCUCGGUGUCGUCGUUUUUCACGGCGUCGGCGCCAUCGUGUGGGAGCGCUUUGCGACGCGACACCGCGCUAUAGACGAAGACGCACCAGCGUUGACGUCGUCGCCCAUCGUGGUCUAA